Messenger RNA from Nymphaea colorata (pocket water lily), 2004 nucleotides. RefSeq names its product cytochrome P450 71AP13-like. Lineage: Eukaryota; Viridiplantae; Streptophyta; Magnoliopsida; Nymphaeales; Nymphaeaceae. The record is from RefSeq and is a predicted model, not a curated record. The transcript has 2 exons. Bases 50 to 1612 code for a protein of 520 amino acids. Gene Ontology annotation, molecular function: monooxygenase activity; heme binding; iron ion binding.
CACUAUUUCACGACCCCUGAUCGUCUUCAACCUUGCGCGCCAGUCCACCAUGAAGCUCCUCGCCAUGGCGUACGACGCCUUUCUCCCUAGCUCUCUCCUUUUUUUCUCCUUCUUCCUCACUGCCCUCCUCAUCCUUCCCCUGAUUCUCCUUUUCUUUUCACUGUCUCGAAAGUCCGCUGGUUCCCGCCUCCGGCCACCAGGCCCCUCUCGUCUACCGAUAAUAGGAAACCUUCACCUUCUCGGCGACAUGCCACAUCGCUCCCUCGAGCAGCUCGCCAAGAAGUACGGAGACCUCAUGUUCCUCCAGCUGGGCCAGGUCCCCACCAUCGUUAUCUCCUCCGCCCGGCUGGCUCGUCAGGUCAUGAAGACCCAUGACCACGCCUUCGCCAGUCGCCCGGCCCUGCUCUCAGCUCAAUACCUCUCCUACGGCUGCUCCGACGUCACGUUCUCCCCCUACGGCCCAUAUUGGCGCCAGGCCAGGAAGAUCUGCGUUACAGAGCUGCUGGGCUCCAGGCGCAUCCAGUCGUUCCAGCACAUACGGGAAGAGGAGAUCGGCCGGCUGGUGGCGUCGAUCGGCAGCCUGGCCGACCGGCUAGAAGGCGGCGGGGCCGCCGAUCUAAGCGACGCCUUCUUUGGCCUGGCGAAUAACAUCUUGUGCAGGGUGGCAUUUGGAAAGAGGUUCUCCAAGGGAGGGCUUAACGAGAUUUUGACGGAGACGCAGGCGCUGUUCGCGGGGUUCUCCGUCGGCGAUUUCUUCCCUUCCUUGCGCUUGCUGGACGUUGUCACGGGGCUGACGGGGCGGUUGAAGGCGAACCUGCGGGACUUGGAUCGGAUAUCCAGCGAAAUAAUCGCCGAGCAUGUGGACCCCGGAAGGCCUCCGCCGGCACACAAGGACUUCGUGGACGUGCUGCUGCAAGUGCAAAGGGAGGGCAACCUGGACGUGCCCAUUAGUGACGACAACAUCAAAGCUUUAGUCCUGGACAUGUUCGUCGCUGGGACCGACACGACAUCGGCAACACUAGAAUGGACCAUGACCGAGCUCAUGAGGCAUCCUGAGGUGAUGCGAAGGACCCAGGAUGAGAUCCGCAGCGUCGCGAGGAAAGGAGGAACGAUAACCGAGUCGGACCUGGCCGACCUAGCCUACAUGCGGGCUGUGAUCAAGGAGGCGCUUCGGCUGCACCUGCCGGUUCCCCUCCUCGUGCCUCGUGAGUCCAUCGAGCCAUGUGAGCUCGAUGGCUACAUCAUCCCAGCCAAGACAAGGGUACUGGUCAAUGCAUACGCAAUUGCUCGGGACCCACAUUCUUGGGACGACCCGGAAACGUACCGGCCGGAACGGUUCCUUGAGAAGCCGAUUGAUUUUAAAGGGAGCCAGGAUUUUGAGUUCCUACCAUUUGGUGGUGGCCGGAGAGGGUGCCCAGGAUACUCCUUUGGCCUUGCCACCGUGGAGCUUGCAUUGGCGAGGCUCCUUUGCCACUUUGACUGGUCAUUAGCGGAUGGCGUGAGCCUAGAGAGCCUCAACCUUGAAGAAAUAUUUGGUCUAGCAACUCGAAAGAAAGAACCACUCUUAUUGAUCCCGAGACACUCUAUAGAAUCGGGAUUCAAGCUGAUCUGAUGGAUCCCCUGCCAUGUGGGUGUUCUACUCAUCCAUUGGACUAAACACAUGUAUUAGGUUUUGCUAUUUAAAAUGGUUAAGGAUUUGAUAGCUUUGUAUGAGGGCAUUGGCUAAUUAUGUACUAGGUGAAAGAACGCUUUGUUCUUCAGAAUCUGGGACCCAAAUUUGAUAUCUCAUAUAUUGUCCAUGUCCAUUGGAUAAUUUGAUGAAGAGGCUCUGUACUUUAACUAGCUUUGAUUCCCUCGUAGAUGUUUAGAGGUCGUUUGAUUGUUGUCCAUUGGGACAUGACGUUCUGUUUAUUAUACUAUUGUCUUGUCCACAUGGACAAUGAUGUUUUUUGUCCACUUUUUGAUGACUUUAAGAAUGGAACAGUACGUUCGUCUUGUCCGACA